UUCAAGGGGCCCUGGGGGAAUCUGUUUUCCUGUCCUGAUGCUGAGGCCCAACCUGGAACUGCCCUGGGGCUGCAGGCUCCAGCCUUGUAGCUCUGUUUGUUUUGGAGUUCCGUCAAGCAGGGCAGGAUGGAACGCUCUACUUGAACACUGAAGAUGUCAGGCCCACCCCUCUGACCUUCCUCUGAGCCCAACGGCUCUGAUAAGUGGGCAGGCCUUGAGCCUGGAGACCCACAGACACACUUGGAUGAUUUUACAGAAAUUAGCUGGGCAACCUCCUGGUAGAGCUCUGAGCAGCUCCGGAGGGGCCACCUGCCCGUGCCGCAGGCAUGGCCAACAGGACCAAUGCCUCCACUGCUUACUACAGCUAUGAAUACUACCUGGACUACUUGGACCUCAUUCCCGUGGAUGAGAAGAAGCUGAAAGCCAACAAACAUUCGAUCGUCAUCGCCUUCUGGGUGAGCCUGGCAGCUUUCGUGGUGUUCCUUCUCCUCCUGCUGCUUUCCAUGUCCUGGUCAGCCUCCCCGCAGACGAGGAACAAUGCCCAGCACCACCCAACGUGCCCCUGGAGUCUCGGCCUCAACCUCCCCUUCUGUGUCUGGAAGCAACCCCAGCACCACGGGGCCCCCCAGGGGACCCGCCGCCUCUACCGAGCUCGGUCGAGGAACCAGGUGGCAGAGCAUCGGGCCCCGUCCAGCAGCUGCAGCGGGGGAGUCCCUCUACCUCGCCCCCCUCCACCCCCCAGGGCCACCCUGCUCUCCUCUGGGAACUGGCCCUCGAUGGGGACCCGCACGGCACCAGCUGACGUCCGGAACUUCAAGCCCAGUGAGCCUCCCCUGCAGACAGAACCUCUCGAUGGUAGAACCAACAACCCAAACCAGGGCCAUUGCUGAGUGAGCCGCGUAACUCAAACCAACCUGGACACACACGUGCCCUCUGAAAGCCUGUUUACAGGUAGCAAGUUGUGCAACUAGGUCAAGAGUGACUGUACAAGGGGGCGCAUGUAUGCAUUUACCCAAGGCUGGCAACAGCCCAUCUGGCCGAGGGAGGAAGUCCCAAAUAUUGCUUAGUGCACUUAACCUGCCUACUUACUGCUUAUGCUUGCUUUGGGAAGGAUAGAAAAGUAAAAUACGUAUGAAUUAAGAUUAAAAAAUAUUCACUGAUCUUUA
Messenger RNA from Eubalaena glacialis (North Atlantic right whale), 1166 nucleotides. It is a transcript of the gene MRAP, whose product is annotated as melanocortin 2 receptor accessory protein. Gene Ontology annotation, molecular function: type 4 melanocortin receptor binding; type 3 melanocortin receptor binding; corticotropin hormone receptor binding. Gene Ontology annotation, cellular component: endoplasmic reticulum; plasma membrane. The record is from RefSeq and is a predicted model, not a curated record. Gene Ontology annotation, biological process: regulation of adenylate cyclase-activating G protein-coupled receptor signaling pathway; protein localization to plasma membrane. NCBI's taxonomy places the organism in Eukaryota, Metazoa, Chordata, Mammalia, Artiodactyla, Balaenidae.